Messenger RNA from Trypanosoma cruzi, 2697 nucleotides. RefSeq lists its product as uncharacterized. The transcript has a single exon. Bases 1 to 2697 code for a protein of 898 amino acids. Gene Ontology annotation, biological process: autophagy; autophagosome assembly; late endosome to vacuole transport. NCBI's taxonomy places the organism in Eukaryota, Euglenozoa, Kinetoplastea, Trypanosomatida, Trypanosomatidae. Gene Ontology annotation, cellular component: phagophore assembly site; phosphatidylinositol 3-kinase complex, class III, type II; phosphatidylinositol 3-kinase complex, class III, type I. The record is from RefSeq and is a predicted model, not a curated record.
AUGAAUAAUGUGAGGAGUGAAGGAGGAAAUCCCAUGAGGACUUCCAUAACGACGCCUGGAGACGAGGCGUAUGCUCCAGUGUGCACGUUUUUUGCGUGUUGUGUGUGCCGCCGCACGGUGUCGCUUGAUGGACAAAAAAUGACAUCUCAAAAGAAUCUCCCAGUCCCAUCCGCAAAACGUCUUUCGUUGUCGGGGUCAUCAUCCCCGUCAUCUAUCGGUGGGUUCCUGAUGUCAUCACGGACGACACGUCAUUUAGACGAUGAGGCAAAAGAGCGUCGUCGCCGUCUUCGGGAUGAUCAAAUGAGUGUUCUCCGUAAAAUUGAAGAAGAAUUUCAGCAAUUGGAGGAGCAGAAGCAGAAAACAUUUUCUCAGGAAAAGGCUGACUUGGAGGAUGAUUGGGAGGAGCGCGAAACCCUGCGUCGGCAGAAACUGCACCCUGCGAUCAAAGGAUCCCUGUUGACUGCGGCGGGAAAGUACGCCCCGCUUUCACCAUCACCACUCUCGCCGUGGCUGAAUGAACGGUACGCCGUGUUGAGAAAAAAUAUGUCUCUUGUGCGAAGUGGCGAGCCUCAGACGGUAACAUCGAACACGAAACGCACGACAAUUGCCCAAGAUCGCAUGGUCACGCGUCUCGCACCAUUUUUUGUAUAUCAAUAUGAGUGGUUUGCUCCCGAAGAGCCCGCUGUGUACAUGCAGGAGCUAUGGCGCAUGUUUCACAAUGGUCCCGUUCCACCACCGCAGCCCUCAAGCAAACUAUCCGCUCAACAAACCGAAUUUCGUUCGGAGCAACCGUUGCCACGAGCCACCGCGACACCCGACGCUGCGGCCAUGCAAAUGAGUGCAACGCAUCGACGUGCAUCAACGCAAACAGCAUCCGAGCUUCCGGUACCACCUGCAGAUGUUCUAGUUUCGCCGCUGUGUCCCUUUACAUGCGUUGAACCCUCUUCUGUGGCUUCAGGAGAAGAAACGUUUGCCCUUUCUCCCCACAUGUCCGUUGCCGCGGGAAAUGUUUUGCCCCCGCGCAUCAGUCAGAUAACGGCACAGGCAACCGCAAAUUCGCCACACUCGGCACGCAUUCUUAAUAUGCAGAAAAUUAAUUCUAUGGUGCCUCACGCGGGGGGAAAAUACGCCACCAUGAUCCCUACAGCUGCGCAAAAAGCGGGAACGACAAGCGUUGACUCAUCCCUGACAACAGCAUCUUCGCCGGGGCAGCCGUGCAUCCCAAAUUUCUCCAGAGAGGCAUUUCUCUUUGAAUUUUCUCGACACCUGAUGCGUCUUGUAGUGCAUAAGAGCCGCACGAACGUUCCGCUCUGUGUGCGUUGUUGGAAAGACUCUCUAGAGGCGCAGCAAAAGGAAACGACCCGUAUCAUGGAGGACAUCAUUGCCCUCUCGGCGGUGUCUGCCAGCCCUGAUGCGAAAAGUUUUAUCCUCUGCUUUUGCUCACGCCGUAAGAGGGAUGUGGCAAGCGAUGAAGCACAAGUCAGCAUCACAGGGAGAGUGGACAUCACCGAUCGUAAUGAAAAAACUUCAGACAGACGGCAACUUUCCGAUAGCGAUAACAGGCACACAAAUGCUGAUACGACCGAAAAUGAUGUCAUCUCUCAGGAGUCGUUGUACCGCUUGCAAAUUGAAGUAUGGGAGGUGGAGGCGAAUUCAAGACUGAUGGCGAAAGCUUGCCAAGCUCUUCAUGAUGAGCUGACUGUGCUCUCAAAGCAACGAACGGCGGUAAAGCUUGAGUGGGACGAAGCAGUCGCUAAGUACAACGCUCGGAAAGUGGCUUCUUUUUUUGAUAUAGAAGAUGCCGCGUCUGGGGUAUCAUUGCGCAUGCAGCUUGCAGCCUGUAGUUGUACAUGGAUGUCGAAACUACAUGCGAUGUCUUUGGCGUUCCCUAUCGACACAAGUGGAACGGUGGCCACUAUUGCGGGUUUUCGGCUUGGAAAAUGUCCUACAGCUGCGCCGUCACGGAGAAGUUCAUUUGCUGCCCAACAGCGCCGGGCCGCGUCUGCGCCACCGUCAAAGACCAUAUUCGCAGCGGAGAUGAGUAGAAGUCUCGAGUCAACAAUGCUGAUGAAUCAACUACAUAUGCAGAAGGAAUACGCACGCAGCCUUCUUGGGAGCCGCAAUGACAGUGUAAGUAUAGCGGAAAUCAAUCAGGCAUGUGGAUAUCUGUUGCGGCUCUUGGAAACCAUCAUUGGCCAUCAUCGUAUUUCUCUGCCAACAUUUGUGCUGCGACCGAAUGGAGAGCAAAGUACCGUGGAAUUUGUUCCCGCACGGGGGUCAUCGAUGCAGAUAACACGUCGCUCGUCGGACUUUUUUAUUUCUGAAAAGUUUUUUUCAUGGAGAACUUUCGGUGCCGCAUGUGUCAUUGUCGCUUCAUGUGUGCGGGAAAUUGCCACUUGGAUGAAAGAGCGCCUAAUUUCUCUAAGAGAAGCCGUUUACCGGCGCCUCAUUGUGGAGCAGGGGGCGAUGCAGUCCGCGUGGGUCUCUUCUGCCACCGCCGUUUUGGAGUCAAUAGAGUCGGUUGACGCGCCAUACGAUAUCGUGCAUGACAAGGUGGACGGUUUCCCUGUACGCCACGGCGACGUGAGUGAGAAUCUCUGGACGUUGGGGAUGAAAAAGUUGCUGGAAGUUGUUCAAUGGUGUGUAUUGGUCUCAACAAACGUGGACGAGUUGCAACGUGUACUGGAGGAGACGUAG